AUGGAGAGUGAUUUGUACUUUGAGCGCCUGUGCAACGAUGUAUACGGGUAUUACGGAAUGCUGCGAAACGUGGACCCAAAAAAGCACGCAUUGGUGAUGCUGAGGUCCAUGGGCGAGUUUUGGACGGAGAGAGACCUGGAAAAGGCCUUUUCAGAGAGGCCGGAAGGACAGAAGUUUUUAAACUUCACGGAAUUCAGAAGACUGGCGAAGUCGAAGUGGUACGAGCCGGCGGGCGGAGAUCAGCUGGAAGGUGGAGCCCAGAACGAUGACGGCUACGGAAACGAGAUAUUCAUGCACCCCGAGGACGUGAGCAGGUUCAAAGGCGCCUUUGACAGGGUGUCGGAGUUCUACACGGGCGCCCGGGGCCCGAACAGGACGCUACCCCUGGAGGUGCUCCACAACAUGAUGACGAACCAGGAGCAGCCGAUGCCGAAGCCCGUGGCAAGCUACUUCAUGUCGAAGCUGAAUGUGUACAACAACGAGGUGACCGCGAGGUCGCUGCUGUGCCUACUGGCCAAGAGGGAGGCUGUCCACAACGUUAUGUAA
Theileria orientalis strain Shintoku is the source of this 546-nucleotide messenger RNA. RefSeq lists its product as hypothetical. Lineage: Eukaryota; Apicomplexa; Aconoidasida; Piroplasmida; Theileriidae. The record is from RefSeq and is a predicted model, not a curated record. The transcript has 2 exons. The coding region runs from base 1 to 546 and encodes 181 amino acids.